Molecule: messenger RNA, 4129 nt
Organism: Perca flavescens (yellow perch)
Lineage: Eukaryota; Metazoa; Chordata; Actinopteri; Perciformes; Percidae
Product: NACHT, LRR and PYD domains-containing protein 12-like
Exons: 10
Coding region: 1-3654 (1217 amino acids)
Molecular function (GO): protein binding
Source: RefSeq, a predicted model, not a curated record
AUGACGGCAGUGGACCUUUUCAACACUCUGGAGGAUUUAAGAGAAGAUGAAUUUAAGCAAUUCAAAUGGUAUCUGCAGCAGCAAGACAUCCUGGAAGGUUACCAAAGCAUCAAAGUGUCCAAGUUGGAGAAUGCAGAAAGGCAGGACACAGUGGAUGUGAUGGUUAAAACCUAUCAACUUCAUGGAGCUCUGAAGGUUACCAAGAAGGUUUUAGAGAAGAUCAACAGGAAUGAUCUGGUCCAGAGUCUGCCAGACACCAGCUCAGGACAAGAAGAGUCAGUGAAUGUCAAUGAUGUUGGAGAGACGUCAGAGAACAGAGGAACUCCCUCCUCUCAGAGCAAAGACGGGAUUGUUCCAGUACCAAAGCCACCACGACACAUCUCAUAUUAUCAACAAAAGCUUCAGCCAAACCUCCAGAAUGAGUUUUUGUGUGCACAAGAGGGGUGGGCACAGAAUAAAGAUGGGCGACCUCUGGAUGAUAUCUACACAGAUCUGUACAUCAAAGCUACUGGUGACGUACACAUCAACACACAGCAUGAGGUCAGGCAGAUUGAGACAGUGAAGCCAACAGAUACAGAGACAACAAUUACACCUUGUGACAUGUUCAAACACCCUUCUGUAAAAAAGAGACCCAUAAGAACAGUACUGACCAAUGGAAUCGCAGGAAUUGGAAAAACAUUUCUUGUGCACAAGUUUGUGUUGGACUGGGCUGAAGGAAGAGCCAAUCAAGAUGUGCAUCUCGUUUUCCCCUUCACCUUCCGCCAGCUGAAUUUAAAGAAGGGGGAAAAGUGGUGUUUGGCAGAGCUCAUUCAUGAAUGUAUCUGGGAGACCAGAGACAUCAAGGAAGAAGCUCUUAAUCACAUUUUUACAGCUCUGCAGUCAUCAGGAAACACCAACUUUGACAAGAGUGAAUUCAAACUUCUGUUUGUUUUGGAUGGACUGGAUGAGAGCCGCCUUGAUCUGGACUGUUCCACCAAUAAAAACCAGACAGUUAAAAUUGAUGUGACAGCACCGACCUCAGUCGAUGAGCUGCUGACAAACCUCAUCAAGAAGAAACUUCUUCCCUCUGCUCGCAUCUGGAUAACCACACGACCUGCAGCAGCCAAUCAGAUCCAUUCUGAUUUUGUAGACAUCAUGACGGAGGUCAGAGGGUUCACUGACCCACAGAAGGAGGAGUACUUUAGAAAGAGAUUCACAGAUCAGGAGCGGGCCAGCAGAAUCCUCUCCCACAUCAAGACAUCACGAAGCCUCCACAUCAUGUGCCACAUCCCAGUCUUCUGCUGGAUCACUGCUACAGUUCUAGAGGAAUUGAUCAAAACCAGAGAGGGAGGAGAGCUGCCCAAGACCCUGACUGAGAUGUACGCAGAAUUCCUGGUGUUUCAGAUUCAUCGGACAAAAGAGAAGUAUGACCCAGAAGAGUACAUUCAGUACAUUGAGUCAUUAGCAAAACUGGCUUACCAUCAGCUGGAAAAGGGCAACCUGAUCUUCUACGAGAAGGAUCUAGAAAAGAGUGGCAUUGACGUCAGUGGAGCCUCGGUGUGCUCGGGAGUGUUCACAGAGAUCUUCAAAGAGCAACGUGGGAGGAAAGAUGAUAAAAACAAGAUGUUUAGCUUCAUCCAUCUGAGUGUUCAAGAGUUUCUGGCUGCUCUUCAUGUAGAGAGCGAAGUCAUUAACAGAAACAAGAAUGUGAUGUUCGGGCAAAGUAUCUUCAAAAAAGUGUGGGAAGUUUUCAGCAGAACAUCAACGACAGAGGUCCACAGGUUUGCUAUUGACAAGGCGUUACAGAGUCCAAUCGGCCACCUGGACUUGUUCCUUCGCUUCCUCCUGGGUCUUUCUCUGCAGUCCAAUCAGGAUCUUCUCAAAGACCUGCUGGCUCAGACAGGAAGUAGCUCACAGACCAAUCAGGAAACAGUCAACUACAUCAAGAAGAAGAUCAGUGAGAAUAUGUCUCCAGAGAAAAGCAUCAAUCUGUUUCACUGUCUGAAUGAACUGAAUGAGCAUUCUCUAGUGGAGGAGAUCCAACAGUACCUGAGUUCAGGAAGUCUCUCCACAGAUAAACUGUCUCCUGCUCAGUGGUCAGCUCUGGGCUUCAUCUUACUGUCAUCAGGAAACAAUCUGGACGUGUUUGACCUGAAGAAAUACUCUGCUUCAGAUGAGGCUCUUCUGAGGCUGCUGCCAGUGGUCAAAGCCUCCAAAAAAGCUCUGCUGAGUGGCUGUAACCUGUCAGAGAGCAGCUGUGAGGCUCUUUCCUCAGUUCUCAGCUCCAAGUCCUUUAGUCUGAGAGAGCUGGACCUGAGUAACAACGACCUAAAGGAUGUAGGAGAAAAACUGCUUUCUACUGGAGUGAAGAGUCCACACUGUACACUGGAGACUCUCAGACUGAAUGGCUGUAACCUGUCAGAGAGAAGCUGUGAAGAUCUGUCCUCAGUUCUUAGCUUAGAGUCCUCUAGUCUGAGAGAGCUGGACCUGAGUAACAACAAUCUGAAGGAUUCAGGAGGAAAGCUGCUCUCUGCUGGACUAAAGAAUCAAUGCUGUAAACUGGAGACUCUCAGGCUGAGUGGCUGUCAUCUGUCAGAGCGAAGCUGUGAAGCUCUGUCCUCAGUUCUCAGCUCCGAGUCCUCUAGUCUGAGAGAGCUGGACCUGAGUAACAACAAACUAAAGGAUUCAGGAGGGAAGCUGCUUUCAAUUGGACUCAAGAUUCCAAACUGUAAACUGGAGACCCUCAGGCUGAGUGGCUGUAACCUUUCAGAGAGAAGCUGUGAAGAUCUGUCCUCAGUUCUCAGCUCAGAGUCCUCUAGUCUGAGAGAGCUGGACCUGAGUAACAACGACCUGAAGGAUUCAGGAGUGAAGCUGCUCUCUGCUGGACUGGAGAGUCAACACUGUAAACUGGAGACUCUCAGUUUGUCAGGCUGUCUGAUCACAGAGGAAGGCUGUACUUUUCUGGCCUCAGCUCUGAGCUCCAACCCUUCCCAUCUAAGAGUGCUGGACCUGACCUACAAUCAUCCAGGAGACUUGGGAGAGCGGCUGCUUUCAGCUAUACGUGAGGAUCCACACGGCAGACUGGACACUCUAAAGCUGGAUCAUUGUGGAGAGCAGAGGCUGAAACCUGGUCUGAGGAAGUGGGCCUGUGAACUCACAGUGGACACAAACACAGUCAGCACAGACCUCAAACUGUCUGACAACAACAGCAAGGUGACAGCAGAGGACGGUAGGCAGCCAUAUCCUGACCAUCCAGAGAGGUUUGACUACUGGUGGCAGCUGCUGUGUAGAGAUGGUCUGACUGGUCGCUGUUACUGGGAGGUCGAGAGGAGCGGAGAGGUUCGUGUAGCAGUAAGUUACAGAGGAAUCAGGAGGAGAGGAGGCAGUGAAGACUGCAGGUUUGGGGGGAAUGAUCAGUCCUGGUGUCUGAGGUGCUCUGAUGGUGGUUACUCUGUCUGGCACAAUAACAGAGAAACAGACCUCUCCAUCUCCUCCUCCUCUGUCUCUGGUAGAGUAGCAGUGUAUGUGGACUGUCCUGCUGGCUCUCUGUCCUUCUACACAGUCUCCUCUGACUCACUGAUCCACCUCCACACCUUCAACACCACAUUCACUGAAACCCUUUAUCCUGGAUUCUGGUUAGGGUGGCCUGGUUCAGUGUCUCUGUGUUCUGUGUAGGACAGAGAGUCUCCUCCUGUGCACAGAAACACACACUGCUGACCAACACACACAAUCUCUCUGUAAAUCAAACUCAACAUUACAAGAGAACAAGACAUUAAAGGAGUCACUAAUAUAUACACUUUAUAAUAACCAACACUAAUUAAUGGGAAAUUGAUAGUUAAACUUUUGUUAUUUUACUGUCAACAAACAAUUAAAUUAUGAUGUAUAAUGUUUACUAAUAAUUAGUAUUAACUUAAGUUUAACUAGUAAUUUAACAUUUAUUAGUGAUGGUUAUUAUAAAAGUUUUUUUCAGGUUUUUGGGGCACUUCUGUGAGACUUUUUAUUACAUUUGUUUAAAAACUUAAGCAAAGAUCAUCUCUAAGUAAAGAUAGGUCAUCACACACAGCGCCAAUGGUCUGAAACGGUACCCACUUCCUGUCUCCUAAAGGUGCGUGGCCUCGUUUGAAAGUGUAGUGAACGUCGUUUGGAUGGA